Messenger RNA from Spodoptera exigua (beet armyworm), 2087 nucleotides. Lineage: Eukaryota; Metazoa; Arthropoda; Insecta; Lepidoptera; Noctuidae. The record is from the annotation of a GenBank genome assembly.
CAAAGCUCGGCAGUGCGCGGCCGCCCGCCCGCCGUACGUGCGCACACGCGUUGGGCGGCGCUAACGAUCAAUUAAAAUAUUCACUGAUUUUAAUAAUAUUCAUACACCCGAUGUCCAUUUAAAUAUAAUGCGAUACUUUAAGAAUUAAAAUAUUAAUUGAAACAGUUAUUUAUGUGAACAAAACAAAAGUAUGAUAAAAGCUUUAAAAUAGUUUAACUGAAGCGUGCGAGUGAAAGUGUAGUGUGUAGUGAUAGUGAUAUAAACGUAUAUAAAGUGUUAUGUGAUAACCCUGUGCAUACCCAAAUAUUUAUAGACAUUCAAAUGAUGCACCUAUCAAUAGAAACCACGAUUGUAUCAAAAUGCAUUCCGUAAUAAGUUGUCGUGCCGCGCCACCGGACGAUGCACGUGUUUUUAUUUUCAUUUAUAAAUAGUCCAGACAUAUACCGACAUUCUGCGGCUGCACUAUGACGUCACUAAAAGAGAACAGUGACGUCACUGACGCCGGUAACGUGGAAGAAGAGAAGAGUAGUAAAGCUGAACGAAAAGAACCGAAAGAGUUGGCCGAGCUGCCGCCAAGUGGCACCUCACUUCAUAAAAGACGUAGAGGGGAGCCACCAGCUUCUCUUUCCGUCAAAUCUCCUCAAAAUUCUGAUCCUGAAGGUUCUUCUCCCUGCACAGCAGGUCCAUCCCCUCCAGAAGAAUAUUGGUCCCCUAACGAUGUUGAACUGGCAGAUCCAGAAACAAUAUGCGAGAAUAUGCUGCAAAGGUUACGAGAUCAGAAUGAUGCCAUUUCCAAGCGAGGCAAGGAAGUGGCGCAAAGAACGAAAGACACGAUUGAAGCUCUGGAUCAGUUGGAAAAGCUACUAGAACUGCUUGACCAGCUAGUGACUUUAAAAGAAAAUAAUACUCGUCUCUUGAAGAGGUUGAAGGACGUGAACCACUUGAAGAGGCUCCACAGUGCCCAUAAAAGGAUAGACAGUGAAAACGAAAAGUUAAGAUCUGAAAGCAAGGAGUUGGAACUGAUAAACGAAGCGUUGGAUGCUGAGUUUGAGAGUGAAUAUGGCCAACUGCUUUUUGACUCAGUCAUGGGCAACAGGAGCAUGAAAAGGUCAGGGUCUAAAUGGAAAGGUCAUGCAAGGUUCGGUGGGUCGUUACUAAGGAAGCAAAGAUCCAGAUCUGCAGGAGGGGAUGACAGUGAUGUAGCUCCUGGCACUCCUCUGAGAAGGAGAUCUGAAGGCAUUUUUAUGAAAGAAGUAGAGAAGUCUAAAGUUUCAAAAUGGACAAGAGUUAAAGCUGCAUUUAGAUGGGAAAAAGCCCAAUGGCCCCAAUCAGCCAUGGGUGGUGCUGCAGGCGCUGUGGCUGCUGGAGCCAUGGUGGGAGCUGUGGCCUUGGCAGGAUCCUCUCCAUCAUCAGCCACUCUUGCCAACCCUGAGCCCCGAGACUCCGCCAGUUUGACUCCUGGAAGCGCGCUGUCCCUGACUCCUAACUCUUCGUGUGAAGAGCUGAGGGUUGAUUCUGGUAUGCGCAAGAGUGUGCGGGAGGAUGGCGACAACACAUUCCUGCAAGCUCCUACGCAGGAUGACAGUUCCACAUCACCGUCUCCGAACAAACUCCACAAGACAACCUGGAGUAAGAUGAAGGAUAUCAUCCAGCAAACUCGCAAGGAAUCCGUGAAGAAGAAGACCACAUCAAAUAGAGGAUCCAAGAGUUCUCCUGACGUGGUGCCCAAGAGACGAAGGUCUCUUAGUGAUGGAGGAGACAGUGAUGCACCUCCAGCUCUGACCCUGACUAUCCCGUCUUCCGAAGAACUGGAAUCCGAACCCUCCCACCCUGUUCUUCGCAAGCAGCGAUCCUUGGAGCUGGGAGCCAGACCUCCUCAGCAUCGCCCUCCCCGGGCCUCCAAGUGGACUAAAGUCAAGAGGGCUUUUCUGACGUCAGCGUCAGCCUCUGUCCCGUCCAGUCCCAACAGACACUCUGCGUUCUUCACUGAUGCAGACGAGCCUCCGGAUUACCUGAUGUUAAGCAAUCAGCGCCGCCCAUCGACACCCGUAACAACGGAGGAAUACGAGUGCGUUACCGACCUCUAG